Mollisia scopiformis is the source of this 294-nucleotide messenger RNA. RefSeq lists its product as uncharacterized. The annotation marks the transcript as partial. Lineage: Eukaryota; Fungi; Ascomycota; Leotiomycetes; Helotiales; Mollisiaceae. The transcript has a single exon. The record is from RefSeq and is a predicted model, not a curated record.
UUUGUGUAUUUGCUAGAACAUAAGGUAGUAGUGUGUAUUAAAUGCAAGCAUGCUAUGUUACCUAGCAACGUCGACACCCAUUUAAGGGACGAAAACACGCAUAACAUGCCCAAGGAAAGUAGAGGAUUAGUAGUCCAGGAGAUCCAGAAAAUUCAAGGCUUGAUAACAAGCAAGGCAGAUUUGAAUAGGUUAGUUUUCCCCCCGGUAGGCAACCCCCCCAUUCCAGUAUUACAGGAGCCCAGGACAAAUGGCAAGAAGUGUCAGUUGCCUAGCAAAGCCGGAAAGCCAUGCUAA